CAUUUGCCAUUGCCCAGUCCAGCCUUUCUUUUAAGUAUCCAUCACCAUUAGUUCUAAACCAUGUAAAGUGCUCACCUAUAUAAUCCAGAGGGUGUAGAUUACAUACUUCCAAGGAGAUACGAAAUGCUUCAAUCUGUGUUUCAUUCCUUGGCUCCCCUCCUUCUUUAUCUGCCUGACUUAGAAUUAUAUACUCCCUCCGUCCCCCUGAACAGUACUCCCUCCGUCCCUUUUUACAUGUCCCCAUUUGACUCUUGACCAGUCAAAUUGACCAAAUUUUGACUAAACAUUACAAAUUAUCUAUUCAUUAUUUUCGAAAUCAGAAUUAUCACAAAGACACAAACAACUAAAUCGUCGUUAUACCCAACGAUCAGAAACCUGGAUUUCUUGGAGAUGUGGAGGCCUUUCUAAGCUGCAAGCCUGUGAGUAUACGAUUAGAAUAUUAUUAAUUCCAGUGGAAUAAGGUAACAUAUCAAACUCUUAGAUCUCCUCCAUCUUUGUCGUGAUGUCUCAUGUAUGUAUAUUUAUUUAAUUCGUUCUCGUCCUAAUAUUAUUGUUUUGAUUUAAUUAAUUCAUUGAAUCUCUUGCGAUCGAAUUGAAUUUGAUAUGUUUAUGUUUGAUUUAGUAUGAGAUAGAUGUGCCUAAUCUGAAUGUUGUAUGUAUAACUGACUAAUUGUAUGUAGUAUUGCUCGACGAGGGUGUUUAUAGUUGAUUGUGUAUAUUUUGAUAGUUGGAUACUUGAUCUUAGGGUGUAUAAUUUUGAUUUUCUGCAAAGAGAUGCUGGAUUCUACUUGAUUUUGAAUGUGCUUUUAUGGUUGAUUGUGUUCGAUUGUGUUAUCCAGUUCUCUAUUUGUAGGGCUGGUCAUUGAAAGACCCUAUUGAGAUUAGUGGUGACUUUUUUCGUAACAGAUAAUGUUUGUGUAUGAGCUUUUGGUUUUUAAGUGUUAUGGUGAAUUAAGAUUAAGAUUGCUCUUUUGUUUGAUCUCCCCUUCUACCUAUGUCCAGAUUUUGUUAUAAUGGGUAGAACAUUGUGGUUGAUCUUAUCCUGAAUGUUUUUCACCCUAUCAACCAGCGCAAUAUCAUUUCUCAUUGAGCUUUUAGAUGGUUUUGAUGUACUUCGGGGCUUCUAUAUUUAUAUUUUCUGGUACCUUUACCUGAUAAUGCCAACUUUUAUGCAAGUAUAUUGCUGAUGCCCUUAUUUGCCACCAAAAAAGGACAUUCUUUAUAAUUACAAGCCUGCUCGUUUGGUUUAUGCCCCUUAAACGGAACUGUGUAUUAGGAUUUAGCCAGAUAGGUGCUAUGCAUCGCUUUUAGAAUGAUAGCGUGGAUUCAAUUCUGGUCCUGAUUUUGUCUGUUUGUAGAUUUCAAGAUUGAAUAUGAUGUUUAUGUCUAACUCGGAUUGUACUUGUCAUUAAGAAUGUCUGGUUAUACUCCAUACGUUUAGGUCUCUUGUUGAUUAGUACAGAAUAUCUCAGAGUUGUGUUUUGUAAACCUCUAUCAGUCUAAGGAUGAGUAAUACAAUUCUGUCGAUUGGGAUUCAGAAGUGUUUUCAAUUUAGUUAGUCUGGUUCCAAUUAAUUAGGUUUCUAUUCGAUAUAUUGAAUAAUAGUUCUUUUGGUGGGUUUUUAACAAUAUGACAGUCAAAGUACCAUGAUAUAUUAAAUUCAUGGGGGCCAUAUCGAAUGGAUUUGUUUUGUACCCUUAAGGGUUUCCUGGCACCUCUGGUGGCUUAUGUAUGGUGGAUACCAUUUAACUUGUCCUGUCUUUGGACAGAGGUGCGAUAGAACUUCUAAAGGAUUGGACAUCUCAUACAUUAUCUUAAAAGAAUGGAAGUAAAUUGAGAACUAUAAAGUGCCUUAAGGAAGAUUGGUAAUACAAAAUCGACUAAAUCUUGGGCUCCAACCUGUAAACAAAUAAAAUAUAAAAAAUGAAGUGGUUUAGAAUCUUGCAAAAGGAUAUAGAAGGAAAGCCUAUACAAAAGUUUGAAAUUUAAUAUUCUGGCAUAUUAGGUGUUAAGACCUCUUUUAAUCAGGGUGAUUAGAGAUGCUCAAAUUUAUAUUAAGCUAAAAUCGGGGACUAAGUGGUAGAGAGAUAGUCAAAAUAACAAGAAGUAUAGAUUAAGAAGGUUUUAAGGACUAGAAUUAUGGAGUUUCCUAGAUGGAAUAUAGAAUUAAGUAUUGACUAAGGAUAUUUAAAUACCAUAUGUGUACCAAAAUUUUUGAAUAAACCUAACUACAAAAAGGGUUAGGCGGAAAUUAAGGAACUGUUGGGGGAUCUUUUAAGGAAUAGUUUACUGUAACUUAAUUUUAUUAAAGUGCAGUAAGCUAACUCAUGAUAAGGUAAGAGGGAAUGUGUGACUAAGGUUUAAAAUUUAACAAAUGUCAUAGGUUAUAUUUACUAGUAGUUUAAUGGUUAGAACCUUAUCUAAAAAACAUGAAAUGAUAAACAGAGUUUACUACACCUAUUAACACAAUAAAGGUUAUCUAUGAUGGACUCUUUAUCUCAUAAGCAAAUUGAAGUUAUUUAAGUUCAGAGAGUUUAAUUUAAAUCAUGGAAUAUUACAUACUCCCAUUUAUUAAUAAUAGGGUUCUAAAACAAAUUAGAAACGUGAUACAGAAGGUAAUUUAAAAUGUCGGCUCUAAAUUUAUCGCCUAAAAAGCAGAACACAAAUCUUUAAAGUUGGAUCCCUAAUUAUCCGUAAUGGAUGUUUGAUACUUAUUAUGAAUAUCUGAUUUUAAGCAGACUGAGUAUGUUAAGGAAGGUAAUAAUUAACGCAAAUUCUUUAUAAUCAUAAUCUGAUUCUCAAAGCCGAAAUUUAGGAUUAAUUUUAGGAAUGCACGAAUAUAAAUAAACUAUAAGCUUAACAUUUUACUUACAACCACCUCUCUCCACCAACACUUUAUACAAAAGUAUAAGCCUUUCUCAUGGAUAAAGAAACAAUCCCAUUAACUGAGGGUGAUGCUUUGAAGCUACAGCUAAAGUCCAAUGAGCUUGAAGUUAUCACCAAUCCAUCUAAUGUUUUGGAGUACAGUGAUUCAGAGCUCCCAAAAGUCAUCUAUGCAAGAAUGCUAUCAGGAAGAGCUAUCAACAAGAUUGGGCUGAAGAACAUGUUCGAGUCUAUAUGGCAGAGAAAAGCAGGGGUGACGAUAGAGGACUAUACUGAUGGUAUUAUUAUUCUGAAAUUUGAGUCAGAAGCGGUUAAAAAUAGAAUAAUUAGAGGGCAACCAUGGGCCUUCGGAGGAAGUUAUCUAAUCUUGAUUGAGGCUGAUGCUAUGACUCAAAUAACUGCAGAAUCCUUCCAGAAGAUCCCCUUCUGGGUACAAGUACAUGGGAUCCCUCCAGGUCUCCUUGCAAAGCCUUAUGGCGAAAAGUUGGGUAAAGAAAUAGCCAAUUCAAUGGGCGAAUUUAUGGAGUUUGACCCCACACACCAAAGCAGCUUCAUGCGGUUUAGAGUAGGCUUGGACUCCACAAAAGCUCUACUUAGGGGAAAAUUUCUGAAUCUAGACAAGAACAAGGACAACAUAUGGGUCUCAUUCCGUUAUGAGAGGCUAUCUAAGUUCUGCUCCUUUUGUGGUCACAUAAAUCAUAUCCAGAAAGAUUGUGCAGCGUUACUUGAAGAGCUGGAAAGGGGACAUAACCCAACACUUCAGUAUACUGCUUCACUAAAAGCUACUGGGUUAAACUACAGUCCCUAUCAGGUGGUAAGACAAGAGCAGGAGGUAAACACUAAGCAGACACCAGUGGUUGACGACUCUUCUCAAAUGGCUCUAAAAACACAAAUAGUGGACUCUAAUGCCAAGCGGCUGAAAACUGGAAUUACAAGUGAAAGUGUAGGUGUUGCAGCAAACAUAAAAAACAAAAAGGAAGCGGUGGAUGAGGCGGGCAGUGGUCGCCAGAGUCUACCAAAAAGGGUGCAAAAGGAAGGGCAGGAAGAUAACACACCACAAUUUAAGAAGAAAUGAUCAGAAAUUGAGGUGUAAGAGGAUUGGUUUAUCUUUGAUCAGCAGGAAAAUAAAGAGAAAACUAAAUAAAAGCAGUCUAGAUUAGUAGUUGGACUCCUCAGCAGUUUCUUAAAUAAUAGUUUGUAAAUAAGGCCGGUAAAGGCCUGAAAUUAAGUUUUAAGGUGUGGAACUUGCCUAGUAUUGUCGAGAGAAUAAAAUAUGAUUUGGUUUCAA
This is a messenger RNA of Daucus carota subsp. sativus, 4171 nucleotides long. RefSeq lists its product as uncharacterized. The record is from RefSeq and is a predicted model, not a curated record. Bases 2921 to 3958 code for a protein of 345 amino acids. Lineage: Eukaryota; Viridiplantae; Streptophyta; Magnoliopsida; Apiales; Apiaceae. The transcript has 2 exons.